Messenger RNA from Athalia rosae (coleseed sawfly), 4018 nucleotides. It is a transcript of the gene cmpy, whose product is annotated as cysteine-rich motor neuron 1 protein. The record is from RefSeq and is a predicted model, not a curated record. Gene Ontology annotation, cellular component: extracellular region. The transcript has 9 exons. Bases 68 to 2116 code for a protein of 682 amino acids. Lineage: Eukaryota; Metazoa; Arthropoda; Insecta; Hymenoptera; Athaliidae. Gene Ontology annotation, molecular function: serine-type endopeptidase inhibitor activity; protein binding.
GAGAGGAAAGGUAGAGAGAGAGAGAGAGAGAAAGAAAAAAUAUCCCCCACCAAACUCACCGCAAAACAUGAAAGUCCCUCUAGUCCUUCUCGGCGGUAUUGUCGUCCUGUCUGUCGCCGUCGCCAGGGCAUUAUCCUGCGUUUGUUCACCCCUCGAAUGCGACUCCCUCACGGAAGAGGACUGCCCGGGAGGUCUCACCUGGGACCCCUGCAAGUGCUGCAGGAUAUGCGCUCGCGUCGAAGGAGAACCGUGCGGAGGACUGUUCGGGUUCUCGGGAAGCUGCUCGGAAGGGCUGCAAUGCGUUAUAACGAGCCUCCUCGACCACGCCAGAGAAGUGGACGAAGGGACUUGCACAAAAAUUCCGGGUCGCUGGCGUCGCCAUUGUCCCGAGGGUCCCAAGAUGUCCGGAGGGGGUUGCAACCUCGUCGGUGAAGGAUUGAUCCGCGGAUCGGGGACGACGUUCGGAGAUAAAACCGGUCGGGGACACUCGAAAGAAUAUAUUAAGGGGAUGGAAUUCGCCGGCACCGGAAAAUGCGUCUGCGGCGGUUCCGUACCCUGGUGUCCCGGAGAGCCGAAACCGUACACGUACAGGACACGCCACGAGUGCAAGCUGAACCUCGCUGCAAAAUUAGCCAACGAUAAUCUUUUCAACCAGGCUGACAGCGGGACUGCGUUAGCGAACGGCGCGGUUCAGGGGAUCUCCUGUCCGGACGACAGCACGAUAUCGGAGGACGGCGGCUGCAAGUGCGUGCAAUCCGCCUGCCUUCCCGGCACAUGUGAUCCCGGACUUCGUCCCGUCGAAGUGAAAAAGGCCUCCCCAGGCACACCCGGUGACUGCUGUCCUCUCUACAACUGCGUGCCGAUAGAGGGCAUAUCGUGGGUGGGCGUGGAGGAGAUAACGCAGGGAUUGAGGAGUUGCAUGGACAGCAGCGGGGUGCCCCGUGAGUCGGGUGAACACUGGCAGGAGGGUGCGUGCGUGAACUGCAGAUGCGAGGAGGGUCUCACCGCCUGUCAGGCUACCAUGUGCCGGGGUUGCGAGAACGCGACACCCCCGCUCGCCGGCGAAUGUUGUCCCCGGUGUCCCCUGCAGACGAACGCCACCAAGGAGAACGUUGAAACGGAACGCAAAUGCGAGCCACUGACCAACUGCGAAUUGCGCUGCGACGACAAGUUUCGCAACGAUUCGCAGGGGUGUCCGAUUUGCGAGUGCCUCGCCGACGGGCUCGGCACGAACGAGUCGACAAGCGUACCGGCUCUGAAGAAAAAUUGCCCCGAGUUACCGGACUGCGUUUUAUCCUGCCCUUUGUCGAACGACGACGCAGGCUGUCCACUGUGCGAAUGUCUCCGAGAUGGAGAUCGCAACGCGACCGGUGCGUCGAAAAAAAUAGCCGACGACCCCGAAGCGGCGGUCGAAAACGAAGCGGAGGAUUCGACGACCAAAGAAUCCGUCCAGACGACCGAUUGGCCGAAGAAGAAAAGAUUGUGCCCGGCCCUCAGCUGCGAUUUACACUGCGAAAGGGGUCUAGCCUUCGACGAGGACGGUUGCACCAUUUGCAACUGUAACCCGAAACCCGGAUGUCCUUCGGUCAUGUUCACCUGCAAAAAGGACUGUCCAAUGGGAUUCAAAACGAACAAACGAGGAUGCCAGAUUUGUCGCUGCCGAUCGUCCUGCGUCGACUAUCAAAACGAAACGCAUGCGGAAAACACCAAAUGGAGUCCGGAUCCCUGCACCACCUGUUUCUGCGAUCAGGGUGGCAGAUUGUCCUGCAACAGAACCGUAUGUUCCGUACCCUGCGAGGACCCUCUACCCUUGGUACCGGGUGAAUGCUGCCAAGUUUGUCCUCGAGAGGAGUACAACAACAACAAACAAGCAAUCGAUCAACCAACUCCUGGAGGUGGUUCUGGUAUGAAGGGAUGGGCACACGUUACGGUCACCGCUGUAUUAGCAGCGCUCUGUAUAGGCCUCACAAUCCAUGCUGUCCGGGGUCGAUUCAGAGGUCGUCUUUCGCCGUCCGAAGCAACUUACUCGUCGGCUUACCCAAAUCAGUACUACAAAUGUAUACCCGUAUACGACACGGCGACUGUUCACCAAACCGAAAAAAUUGUACCCCUAUAAGAGGAUCUUAUGCGUGAUCAUUUAUUUAUUUGAUUUUUUCCCUUUUUUUCCUUUUUCUUUUUUUUUCUUUUCUUCGAUAUGUAUAACAAGAGAAAAACUUGGAGAGAAAAUAUUAAAAAUAAGAGAAAACAAAAAUAAUAUCAUAUAGAAUAAUUAACAUCGUAUAAUUGUUUAGCAGAUAUUAUAAUCUAGAAUCAAUCACUUGGGUGGAUCGAUUGAAUCUGUGGGUAAUAGGUGAAAGGGGGAAGAAAACGAAAUAAAGAACAAAAAUUAAGUUUUUCAAAGUUGAACAUGAAACCACGUAAGAUUGAUAUACGUAUUUCGUGAGAGUGAAAUUCUUUGAAUGACAAAAAAAGAGAUUUUAUUAAAAACCAACCGAACAAAAAAUUUUCGUCCUAUUUAUGAUUAUUUUAAUGCAAAGAUAGAGAAAAUAUGAGCAUAGGUAUACUAUAUUAAAACCUCAUCAAAAUUGUAUUUACCGAAAUUACAUAUGUGUAUGUAUAAUAACAGUAAUAUAGUAAUAAUAAUGAUGAAAAUGAUAAAACAAUAAUGAUAUUAACUAUAAAGAAAAAAAAGUAAAAAAAAAAGAAGAUAUUUGUAAAUAAUGUGCAAAACGAUUAAUACUAAAACAAAGAAGAAGCCGGAAAAUUAUAAAAAACCAAAAAAACAGUCCUUAAUGAACUAAUAAUUAUAUUUGUCUUAUUGAAAUAAUUAACAACAAAUGAAUAAAAAUUAUGAACGAACAAUUACCAACAUUCUUUGUUAACGAUACAGCUACGGCUCAAUUCUCUUUUGCGUUCUUUUUUUAUUUAUUUAUUUAUUUUAUUUUUUCUUUCUGAGAGAAUAGGUUUUUUCGUUGUUUAAAAAAAAAAAAAAAACCAGAAGAACAGAUACGAUGAUAUAUGUAUAAUAAUAUUAUUAAUAACAAUGAUAGUUAAUAAUUCUAGUAAUAAUGAUGAUGGUGAUGACGAUGAUGAUGAUAAUUGUAAUGAUAAUAAUAAUAACAAUAAUAACAACAACAAUAAUAAUAAUAAAUAUGGUGAUCCUCUGAGUAUUAAUCAUUUAGAGAGCCGCGUGAGAUAUGUAUAUUUAAAUAUUGAACCUUAUUCAGUUAUACAUAAUUAUUAUAUGUAAAAAACGUGUUCAUUUUUGAUUAACUUGUAAAAGAAGAUUCGAUGUAAAAAUAGCACCGAUAAUAAUAAUUGAAGAGAAAAGACAAAAAUAAUUAAUUAGAUAAAGGAUGACGACAAAUGUUAUAUAAUUUUGGAAAUAACUCAAGCGUUGAAUUUUUGAAAAUUUAAACAGAUUAUGUAUGGAUAAAAGAGGAAGGGAACGUCGGGGGUGGUCUAAAUUGGCAGUAAUGAUUUAAGAUUUCCCACUUUUUUCCCUUUUUACAGCAACUUGCAAUAUGAUUUCCACCCCUGCGAAAGUAUGAAAAGUUGUUCUACACACUCGCUCUAGACCGAAAGAGGAGAGUGUUGGUCGGUUGGCUUCCUUACUUGGUUGCUUGCGGGUUAAUGAAGUUUUCAUUUAACUACAUGCGCGCACCCGGUCGCGGUUAGGGAUUGCGGUAUUUUAAAUAUUAUAUGCAUCAGUUUCUUCGCAUGAAUAGUUCGGUAUAAAACAUUGAAUAUAAAUGAUUGAUGAAAAAUUGUUACAGUAAUACUAAGAACAACAAUAACAUUAAUAAUGAUGCGAUUCUGGAAACUAGAUUCUACAAACAGAAAGAGAACAACAAAAAAUAUCUCCUAUUAUCAGUUAAUCGAACAUACAACGUGACCCUCAUUUUCUUUUUAUCAAUUAGUUAUCGAUUAAUGAUGUAAUAUCGCAUAGAUGUAUUAGUUAAUGUAAAUGUAUAAUAGUUGUUAAAUAACUGUGUUAUUAUAUUUUAAUCAGCAACUG